This is a messenger RNA of Prorocentrum cordatum, 2136 nucleotides long. The record is from the annotation of a GenBank genome assembly. Lineage: Eukaryota; Dinophyceae; Prorocentrales; Prorocentraceae.
GUCAGAACUGCUCACUUCGUGCCAGUGUUGCAUGUGUUUCUGAUCGCUCCCCCUUCUCCACCCCCGCAGCCGCUGUCCGUUUUCUUUCCACAGCGCAGUGCUCGAAGAGCCCGCGGACGGCCGCAGCCAUCCUGGCUCCAGCGGAAGUUUUGGGCGUCUCCCCGCCGGCCCAAUUCUGCCGCUGACACGUUUCAAGCCCGAGCCCCCCCCCUCCUUCCUGGCGGUUCCUCGCCAGCGCCUGCCGCGGCGGCUGCGGAGGCGGCGUCAGGGGCCGAGGCGCUGACGGCCCUAGGAGGAGAGGCGGCGUGGGCGGCCCGAUGCAGCAGAUCGGUGGCAUGCUGGGGCUCCUCUGCGCGCCCCAGCAGGCCGCCCCCAGCGAGGGCGUUGGUUCCAAGGUGAGCAGCGAGGACGACUCCGAUGCAGAUCCGCUGGCGGAGGACGGGAAUGAGGAGCACGUGCUCGUGCCGCUGACCCCGGCUGUGCUGAAGGAGAGCAUGGACGCCACUGCCGCGGGCAUUCUGCCAUGGGACGGCCGGCGAUUCAGGAGAGUGAAGCAGCUUCAGGAUGCCAAGAGAAACCAUGGCUGCGUGGAGCUCAUGCGCGAGGGCAGCACCUUCAUGGCUGUUAAGAAGAUGCCGACGAGAUGGAUCCGUGGCUCGCCGGACGAGUUCAUCGCACGGUACCCAGACUCCUCCGAGCAGCCCUGGAUGGACGUGGGACUCGUCAGGCACCUCAACCAGAUUAGAUACCCAUACUGCGUGAAGCUGCUAGGCGUCUUCGUGGACAGCUACAGCACUUAUGUGGUCAGCUCGCUGGCGUCCGAGGGCGACCUCUUCGCCUGGUGCGACCGCGACCCGCAACCCGGCCUGGAGAGAGAGGCUGCGAUGUACCCUCUCGUGUACCAGAUUUUUGAUGGAGUGAGGUUGCUGCACCAACUUGGCAUCGCUCAUAGAGAUCUGUCUCUGGAGAACCUGCUGCUCAACAACGAGAAGGGCGUCCUGAGGAUCAAGAUCAUCGACUUCGGGAUGUCCACGAUGAGCCGGCUGGUGUCGGGGGAAAUCAGGGGAAAGCAGUCGUACCAGGCCCCCGAAAUGCAUCUCCCGCAGCCGUUCGACACCUUUAUGACAGACCCAUUUUCCCUCGGCGUGGUACUAUUUGCCAUGGGCGCGCAGGACUACCCCUGGAGCUCUACCAAGCGGAAGACCUGCGAGCUGUUCGAGUACGUCUGCAUGUUUGGCUUAACUAAGUUUCUGAGCAAGCGCCGGCUGCGCAAGGGCAGCGGCGAGUGUUUGGCCGAUGUAUUCUCCCCGAGUUUCACGGCAAUGUUGGCGGGCCUCCUUGAUAAGGAUGUGGGGAAGCGGUUCACACUUGGUGACAGGUAUUCUGGUACGACCGCUGGCAGCGGUUCUGCUCUGCGGAGGAGUGUGUUUGAUUCCGAGUGGAUACGACAUCACGUUGCCGCAGCAGGGUCCCAGGGCACGAAUUCUGCCGUGCGAGUGUCCAUUUGAUAAGUUCGCGCAUUGCGCGUGUCGACGGACGGACGGAGUCAAGCCAAGUACUAACGGGAGGUGCAAACCGUGCGCCUGAGCUUAAUAUAUUUGGCACAGUUUUCCGGCCACGCAGUUUUCCGACCACCGAUUUUUUCAAGAAUCAGGAUGCAUCGAUGUCCAUCAUAUUGCGGUAUAGUGCCGUAUUUGGUUGUCGAACAUGACAGCUAAGGUAAAUCCUUCGGGCGUUCUGCUGAACACACCUGAGACGCCACCGCCAACUUUUGUGGCGCGCAUGCCCUGCUUCCUCUGUCCUCCCUGCCCUUUGCUUUUGUCUAGAAGGGCUGCACCUGGACCACGCCGUACGUCAAUCUGGUACAUUAGUCUCCUGCCAUUGUGUGGUGCAGUCUCGAAGGAUCUGCAAGCGCACCAGCCCCCCACACGCGCAUAUCCUUCCCGUACGUUCGCCCUCCUCCUUUCCCACACCCGCCGUUUCCAGAUUGCGCGGCCGAUGUCGCACGCGGCUUAGAGUGGAGUGCAGCUCUACAGCGCCGGAAGGUCACCUCAGAGUGCUUCACUAAGACAGAGGCAUUCACUUCCCUGGGUUCCGCUUUCAGAUGCAGCAGCCGGCGACCUCCAAAACAUGUGC